This is a messenger RNA of Schistocerca serialis cubense, 1611 nucleotides long. RefSeq names its product zinc finger protein 775-like. The record is from RefSeq and is a predicted model, not a curated record. Lineage: Eukaryota; Metazoa; Arthropoda; Insecta; Orthoptera; Acrididae. The transcript has 6 exons. Gene Ontology annotation, biological process: regulation of transcription by RNA polymerase II. Gene Ontology annotation, molecular function: DNA-binding transcription factor activity, RNA polymerase II-specific; RNA polymerase II transcription regulatory region sequence-specific DNA binding. Bases 322 to 1266 code for a protein of 314 amino acids. Gene Ontology annotation, cellular component: nucleus.
UGUCGUCAAGAGACGGUGUUACGCUAAAGCUUGAAAGUGAAAGUACUGUGAUCUUUUGUUUUACUAUUUGUUUGGUGAGAAAUACCAUUUUUUGCCGCAAGUAUUUCUGACCCAUAUUUUGCUACGCAUUAACAAAAACCUCCGCGUAAUGAAGACCUGAGUCGUAAAGCGUUAUGGUUAGUUUGUGAACCUGCCUUACCAACAUACAUUACCUUACUGUACGAAGGCGAAGACCUGCGUACAUGGAAGAAUAAACUCUCAGAACAUCAUUUGGGGCCGGUGGCGGACGGCCUGUGUAUUAAGAACGAACCCCUUGCAAGAAUGCAGUGCCAGCUUGCAUCUGUAGGGCAAGAUCCAGGUGCUCAGAUUCAUGGACAUCCGCCAUGGGAUCCAUCAGAAAUCAAACGGGAGCCAGGUAUGGGCAUCGACUGUCAGGGACAUCAAGGACAUGGGCCUGGUCCAGGAAUGGAAAAUUUCUCACCACCAAGAGAUUUUAACCCAGGAAAAGUAACAGGCUGUUUAUUAAUGUGCGGUCAGACACCUACCCUAGUAUUUGUGGAGGGUUCUUGGCCCGGUGGGCCGAACGGGGGAGGUGGCGACGGAAGCUGCAUUCCCGGAGGUCCGCCUCAGCUGCAGGGACAUCCCGGAAUGCACCUCCAGCCACACCCGGGUCCCGGCCCGGUCCCCGGAGGCCCACCGUACCCACCGGGCCUGCCGUGGCAAUACCAGUGCCCACGCUGCGACCGCCGCUUCGCGACCCUCCAGGAACUGCGCUCGCACGAGCCCGGCAGUGGCGUGCUCUGCCGCACGCCUACCAUGGGCCCACCGCCCGUGCCUCCCGGUCCCGGCAGUACGAGGGGUGGCCUCGCACCCCGCGGGCGAGGCGGCAGAGGUGGCGGGCGUACCCCGAGGAAGAAGAAGGCACCCGGUAGCAGUGGUGGCCCAGGUCGAGCUGGAGGAGACAGCACGGAGACCAAGGAGGAGCCGACCGGUAGAUUCGUGUGUUCUGUCUGUGAGAAGGUUUUCUCCGAAGAGCAGUAUUACGACGUUCAUAUGCGCAUGAAUACCUUCAAGCCAUUUCCGUGCACAAUAUGCAAGUCACACUUUGGAUCAGAGUCAUCACUCAGCAAUCAUACAAAGCACUUCCACAAGGAGAAACACAAGUGCCCAUUCUGCACUCGUCAGUAUACAUGGAAGAUAAGGCUCCACAACCACAUGAAGGAGCACAUGGAAGAGCAGAUUCUGGUCGGUGUGUUUGGAACGUGAAUAAGUGCCAGUCAGCAAAUGUAAUGGUUCACUUCUAAUGUGGAACACGUGGUCUGUGCACAGGAACAGUUUACGUCUUGUAGCUGUAUAUCUUCUGGCUGUAGGCAAGAAUGAGUUCUUUUUUUAAAAUGCGGCCUAGCUGUACCUGGCUUUUUGGGGGCAGUAAAAGGAGGCUUGUUUAAGUAGCAAUGGCAGUUAGCAUCCAUUAUAAGUGUACUGACUGAGAAUACGGGAGCAGGUUAGCUGUCAUUAUUGUGGUACAUAUAAUUCUUUAUAUUUCUGUUCUCGAUUUGAUGCCAAGUAUCGGGAAGUUACUAGUUAAAUGAAAUUACUGUAUAAUGUGCA